GCCCGGAUGGUUUCUCCCGCCGUUUCCCCUGCGGGAGAUGGAAUGCUCCUAGUGACGUCACAGGGGCGGGGCUCAGCGGUGCUGCCGGGUGCGGGAGGCGCCAUUGGAGCCGGCUCUGCCCGAGAGCCCCGAGCGGAGGCGCCGGAGCAGGUCGGGCCAUCUCACUGCUGCCGCCGCCGCCCUCCUUCUCCUUCUCCUCGUUCCCCUUGUCUUCGUCCUUCGGUCCCCGGGCAUGGCGUGCGGGGCGACACUGAAACGGCCCAUGGAGUUCGAGGCGGCGCUGCUGAGCCCCGGUUCUCCGAAGCGGCGGCGCUGCGCCCCCCUGCCGGGCCCCGCGCCGGGCCUGCGGCCCCCGGACACUGAGCCGCCGCCACCGCCUCAGCCCCAGCUCCAGCCGCCGCCGCUGUCCCCGCCCGGCAGCGACCGCCGCCUGCGGACCCCGGAGCAAAUAUUUCAGAACAUCAAACAAGAAUACAGCCGAUAUCAGAGGUGGAGACAAUUAGAAGUUGUCCUUAAUCAGAGUGAAGCCUGCACUUCAGAGGGUCAGUCACACUCCUCAGGACUCACUGCACCGAGCUCACCAGGUUCGUCCUGGAUGAAAAAGGACCAGCCAACAUUUACAUUACGACAAGUUGGUAUAUUGUGUGAACGUCUCUUAAAAGACUAUGAAGAUAGAAUUCGAGAGGAAUAUGAGCAAAUUCUCAAUACAAAAUUAGCAGAACAAUAUGAAUCUUUUGUGAAAUUCACACAUGAUCAGAUCAUGCGACGAUAUGGGACAAGGCCAACAAGCUAUGUGUCUUGAAUUUUCUUUGCAUAUCUGGGUACCUGGUCUGACCUCAAGAGAUGGCUGCUGUACACUUUUGCAACUGGUUUGAUAUCACAUUUCAGCUCCAACUUUGCAUCCUGAGAACACUUAAAAUAUCUCUGCAGGUCCAUUUUUAUAUAACUUGAAAGACCUUGAAACUUUCUGGUUGCCACAAAGCAUAACUUUCUUUUCUGCUCAGCCAAUAAACAGCUGUGCCCUACCAUGAGAUAUUUCCCAAACACAAAAUACAUGGAGCAGCAGUUUAGCAACGUAAGCCUUUAUUGGCGCUAAGCAGAUGGAACGUCUCCCCAAGCCCAGUUCUGUAAGGUGUGUGUGUGGGGGUAUGUGUGUAUGGGGUGUGUGUAGAUUUGGGUGUACUUUUUAAGUUAUUAUUUGUACUGUGCAAAUUUUCUGAUCUUGGGGAUCCUGGCUGUGAAUUUGAUGCACGACAAUUAUGGUUAGAAACAUUUUUUGGUCUACAAGGAUCAAUAAUGUUUUGGUGACCAUAGAAGUUAUAACCGUGGAUUGUUUUGUGUGUAGCUAUUAUUGUUAAAUACAGGGACUAUUUUCAGGCACAGAAUAUUAAUCAUAAUUUAGGUUGGACAAUAGAUGUGAUUAUGACGACAGAGAGGGGUUUUUUGUGCUUGUAAGUUUUAUACACAGCAUGGAAUUAGUACAAGCUGGAGAAAGGAUCAUUUGACCUAUGGACUCGGCCUAGCCGUGCUAAGAAAACACCUUGACUCCAAGCCUUAAAAUACACAUGUGGAGUCUGCAGCUCCCAGUGGUUUGUGUGCUCAUUUACACAGCCAGGAGCUCCACCAACACUUUUGACCUCUCCGAAGAAAAGGCUUCCCCAAGAGCAGUAGGUUUUGCUUAUCUCAGUAUCACACAAGUGAAUGAGGGUGGCCCUGCUCGGUCCAGCAUUGUAUUGUUACAGUUUGUAACGGUACAUUCAUCUUGGGUCAUUAGACUAGAAACAAAACUUCUGAUCCCACAUUCAGGUUUUUCCAAAUUCUUCCAAGAUGUUUCAGUGCUUGGCUGCUUGGAUUUUUUUUUUUUUUUUUAAGGGUGUGCAAACCCUUCCCUGAGUUGAUAACAUGCUGUUCUUCUCCUUUGAAUUUCCAAGGUUGAAGGACAGAAAGUAACCUCUGUUUUGAGGAGGUAGAAGUUCAGUGUACCUUUUUUUUUUUUUUUUUUUUUUACUGUGACUUGUCAAGGACCAUAUUCCACAGCAAUGCCUUGUUUCAUUUAUUAUUGUUUCUUGAAAGUUAAAUGUUUUUAGUUUAUAAAUAUAGGCUAGAAUUUUAAAUUAGGGCUUAUUUUGAAAAAUGCUGAGUUUAGUUCAAAUGUAUGCCAAUGCCUUCUGGGUGGAUAAUAUUCAGAGACAAUUGUUCUUGAUCAGACGGCAUAGAGAAACCUUUUGGAAUAGUCACAUUUACAGAUUGCCUAUUGAUGAAUGUCUUUGACUUAAAUCUAACCAAAAAACUACAAUGUUAUCCUUUGUACAUUUUCAUUAUAUAGUGUUACAAGCUUAGUUGCAAACCAAUAAAAUACUUAAGCUAUUUGUUUACCUUGCCUUCUUAAUAUUGUUAUCAAACAUUUAUUUAAUUCAUAUGAUUUUAUAGGAGGCUACAAUAAUCAUUUCCAGAUUUUGACAUGACAUGGAAGAUUUUGUUUUUUCUUCCCCAGCCCAGGGAUGAUCUUUAAUGAUUAAGAAGUGAUUUUAUCUCAGUUUCAAGGGUUAUUGCUUCAUGUCUAUUUUUUCUUCAAGGGGCAAUGGCUAUCAGUAAUAGUUAGGAAGUUAGAUCUUCUAGAAUGUAAGUUUCCUGAGGAUAAAGACUUCAUUUAUCUUUACCUCCACUAGAGCCAAGCAUAAUACUGUAUAGUACUGCAAUAGCCAUGUAGUACCAUCCACAUUUUGGUCAUCCAAAUGUUUUAUCAUAUGUCAGAACUAGAAAGGAGCUUUGAGAUCAUUGAGUUCAGCCUCAUCAUCUUAAUAAAACUCACUCACCAUAGUUAAACAGCUGAGAAAUUUGGACCAAGGUCUACUGACCCAAAUUCCAUGUUCUUUUUGAAUAAAAUUGGUCUUCACAUCCCAGGUUGGGUGGGCAUGACUUGUUACCCUCAGAUGAGAUGAGCUAUCCUCAGCUUUUAGCUGAGAGGAUCUAUCUUGAGGAGUUCUUCUCCAAGGUUUCUCUCAGUUCAGCUCUGCAAAUGAGUGAGAUCUAGGGCUAAUACCUUAAAAGGGUAUAAGUAGGAAGCAGGGAAGAGGAUAUCUGAGAUAAAAGGAUAACAAAGGGAAAAAAGCUCCUUUUUUUUCUCUAUCUCUUAUCUCUGUUACAGUUACCAUCCUUAACAGAGUGAUAAAAGCUGAGAUGACUAGGGAGUAGUUUGCAGAGCUCAGAGCACAGACAUGCUGUAGACAGUGUUUGAACUUGGGAGUCAGUCAGCUUGAGUCCUGACCCUGUUAUCAGCUAAUGCUGUAGGAGUUGGAUAGCCCUUUCCUGCUCUGUAUUCUGUGACAAGGAAGAAUGAAAUGGAGUCGUGAUUUUUUUUUUUUUUUUUUGAAAUCGUGGCAAGGAAAAUUAUCUAGGAAUUUAUGAGUUUAGGAGGGGCUUUCCCAGCUUGUACUAUAGGUAAAAGUGAGCUAGCCUCAGAAUGAAUGAGUUGGAUGGUAGAAGGGGGAAAGAACCUUCUUAGGCCUAGACAUUUCUGUACCCACAGCACAGAACUGACCUAACCCCACAGAAGGAGGGAUCCAGGCUCUUGAGUGGUGAUAAUGAGUUCUUAGGACAAUUAAAGGAUUUUUCCAGCUAGUGAACUAAUUGAAAAAAACUAUCACUGUUGGAAAAAUUCUUAUACUUAAGGUCCGCUAUUGUCGAUUUCCUCAGAAGCACUGUGGUUUUUAAAAACAAAAAGAACCCUCACCUUUUAGAAUACCUAAGAUGGCAUUAGUGUGUUCUUAUUAGAAAUUAGAAUCUUCUGGCAGUAGUUAACCCAAGGAAGCCUGGGGACUUAAUGGAGACAAAUCUAGGUGCUAUCACUGGGCAGGUCCAGUAGGGAAUAAGCAUUAAGUGUCAAGCACUGUGCUAAACACUUUACAAAUAUCACAUUUGCUCUUUACAACCUAGGGAGGGAGUUGUUAUUGUGAUCUCUGAUUUGUGGUUGAGGAAAUGGAGACAGAGAAGUUAAAUGCCCAAAGUUGGGCAGUGCUAGAAAGUGUCUGAAGCCAGGUCUUCCCGGUUCCAGCCUGGUGCCAUUUGACUGCCAAGUAGAAGCCAUACUGGCCCAAAUGGGAAUGGCAUGAAGUGGAGGACCCUGUUUGCUAGGCCCAAUAGACAGCUCCUGGAGGAGCUUUGGGACAGUUGUGUUUCUGCCUUUGCAUCACCAGCAUCUAGCACUGUGCCUGGUACAUAAUAGGUAUUUAAUAAAUGCCUUAUGAAUUUAAUUGUGAUGGUGUUCCUGGUCAUGUGGUGUUGACUGGCUCAUUGUGGUAAAAACAAAUGGAGAGUAAGCCUUUCAGCACUGCUGUGGUAUGUUUGAGGUAGCCAUCUCACCACAACUUAAAUUUACAUAGCAUUGGUAUAGCCACAUAAAUUUGGUGUUUAUGACAUUCCUUACAAUCUUGUAGGAUGAGUAGUCCAAAGAUAAUUAAAUCCCAUUUUAAAGAUGAGAAAACUGACUGAUGUAUUAAAAAAGGCAAAUUGACUUGUUGAGAAUCCCAUCAUUGGUGUGUUUUAGCCAGGAUGGUAGACUCAAAGAUAACAUGUCACCCAUAAUUGCUUCUCUUCUCUUCUUUCCUCUUCCUUCUCUAUAAGGAGAAAAGCUGAUUCUGAAUUUGAACUAUGUGGCCCUUGUCUUGCUUAUCAUGUGCCUUACACAUUAUGAGUACUUCAUAAAUGUUCCCCAUUAUCCAUUUCUCUAAUAGACUUCCAUCAGUUCCUCCAGGCCCUCAUAUUCAUUAUCUUUGAACCAUUUAGUUCAAGAAACAUCAAUGAAGCCACAUUUUCCAUUUUCAUAUUAUUGUUGGGAAAGUGUGCUAAGGAGUAGGCAGGGCAGAUUGGGGAGGGGGGAGGUUCAAAGAGAGUCUUUAACUGUUUGGAUCAGCACUUGGCAGAAAGGGACCUUGUAAUGGAAAGGAGGGGAAUACAUAAAUAUCUGAUACCACAGGGAAUCUACCAUAUAAUAGGAGAGAUUAGAGGUGGAAGAUGACUUGGCUAGAGAGUCUUGGAGUAGGUUCCACUUGUAGAAUGGCAUUUAAACUGGUUCUUAACAGGCAGAAAGAAGGAAGGACAUUGUAGGUGAUGGGCAUGGGUGAGCAACAUAGUCUUUGUGGGGAAUAGGAAGUUGGAACAGAGCAGUUCUGUGGAAGAAUCCUGGAAAGGUAGUUUGGGACUAGACUCCAGUAGCCUUGGCUUUUGGCUGUUGUUUGGCAGGCAAUUAAAGAUUAGUUUUGAACCAGAUAUGAUUGUUAAGGAUCAAGCUGAUUGACAAAAAUACUAGAUUGAUUUGGAGAAACCAGGUAGUUAAUAGUGAGGGUCUGAGCGAGAGUAAGAAGCAAUGGGAAUAGAGAGGAAGAAGAAAAAAAGGAAGCCUUGAGGGCACUUUGCUCAUUGGAUGUGACUGAUUCAUCCCAAGGUUUAUUAAGCACCUACUAUAUGGCUGUUCCAGGAGCAAGAGCAAAUAUAAAUUAAGAUUAGAUGCUAUCUCCAACCUAAUGGAGUUUACAUUCCAGGAGGAAAAUAAGAUACCCUGCUAAUUAUAAAAUAUGUGAGAUAGCUCCCUGAGGGAUGUGUGUAUGUGUCUGGUGGAAGAUAGAGAAGGCUUCAUGGAGAAAUUGGCCAUUGAGAUUGGGGAGAAGUCUGAAAGAAUAUCCUAGUUUGAGCCUAGGUGACAGGUGCUUUAGGAAUCACAAGGAGCUUGGUGUAGUGAAAAGAGCUCUAAAUUCUAAAUAGGAUUGUGUUUAAAUCCCAGCUCCACUUGCCACUUAUGUGAGCUUAGGUGGUCCCUUCAACUCUUUGGAUCUCAGUUUUUUCACAUAUAAACUUUACAGAUUGAAUUAGGGUUCUUAAACUGUGGUCUGUGAAUCUGAAAAAAGUUUGGGGAGGGGUAAUUUUCAACACAAUUUCCUUUGUAAUCCUCCAUAUUUUAUGCAUUUAAAAACAUUCUAAGAAGGUUGCGGAGGCUUCAGACUUUCAAAAGGGGGACUUGAAGGAUCCAUGACAAAAAUAAAGAUCUAGAACCCCUAAGUAAGAUGAUCUUCAAGGUUCUUUGCGACUCUCAGGCUUUAACCUGUGACUUUAUUCCACAUCUCUAUCCUCGUUUCCCAGUGCGUUUCACAUUGACUCAGUAAGCCUCACAUGAAGUCCAGCAGUUCCUAGAGUCCUCUGAUCAGUAGAUCUUGUCCAUUUGUUGGCUACUACCCUAAGCCCAUUUCUUGUAGUCCUCCAUGCUCCCUGUAAAAGGGAACCUUGAGAGUUCUCUGCCCCAACCACCCCCAGCUUCUCAGAUGCCCUCCUGGGCAGCGCCACCAUGUGGCCACCACCUGACUGCCUGUUCCUCCAGCUUUUCAUCAGAACCGCCCAAACUGCUGACCCCCAGCAGCAGCCCCCAGAAGUCAGGGCUCUCCAUGUUGAAGGUGAGGGAGCUGAGACUUAGAUGAAGUGGUUUUUUGUCUGCAUAUAGGGCUGGGGGUUUGAAUUCAGGUCUUGAUGUUGUGCCAGCUAGUGCUUCUCAGUUUAUCAACUUCACAUUCACAAAAUGUAGACUGAAAGAAUCAGUGGGUUACUUAACCUAACUUCCAACCAGAAAGUUGCCCUUCUGAAGAAGGAUUCUAACCCAGAUCAGAAUCCAUUGAAGUCCCUAACUUUGCCCUCAGCCUUCCUCCUGUGAAGCUUUCCUUGGACCCACCAAGAACUUCAGAAGAUCCACUUACAAGCUCUGUGACCAAGGGCUAGCUAUUUCUCUUUUCUGUGCCUCUUUUUCUACUGAAAUGAGGGUAAUAAUACUUGUCUUACCUGCUCCUUGUGAGGAAAGUAUUUUGUAAAUUUAAGGAUUAACUUGGGAACUAUAAUCAUGCCAACCCUUUCAAAGCCAUCACCAGAUUACUUAAACAUAUCUCUUUUCUGAUCCCAUUUGUAUAACUUCUAAGUUUUUUUUUAAGGUUCCUGACUUCCCCCUUUUAAGCCCACAGGGGCCUUUUGACGUAAUAUUGCUCAUGAAAGCCUACCUCAACCUAGAAGCCUGGGCACUUACAGAAAGCAAUUUGGAACUUUGUCCUCCGAAUCUCUAAACUGCACAAACAUUUUUUAUUGUAAUUGUUUUCAUGUUGGUAAAGAAAUUGAUUGGGGGAGAGGACUAUAUCACUUGGGGGUUGAUUGAACAAAUUAUGGCAUCUAAGUGAUGAAAUAUUGUGCUAUAAGAAAUGAAAAGGCUUUUGGCAAAUUCUAGGAAGAGUUGUAUGAAUGGACAAACUGAAGAGAAAAUGUAUACACAAUAUUGCAAAAGGAAAGAAAAAAAAACUUUGAAAGAGUGAAGAAUUCUGAUCAAUACAGUGAUUAACUCCAGUUCCAGAGGACUGAUGAUGAAGCAUGCUACUCUUGAUUGAAGAUGCAUGUUUUUGGACAUGAGCACCGAGGAAAUGUAUUUUGUUGUACUGUACAUAUUUGUUAUAAGCAGGGGUGUGCUGAUGAAUGUUUAACAACCUGUAACCAAGAAAACAAAAUGGAAGCAGGACAUGGUUUUCAGUUUUAUCCUAAUUAUUGAGAUUUUCUCUGUUAAUUCUCGAUACUAUGCUAAAUAAAUGAAACAAUAAAUCAUACCCAGAUCUGUAAUAUUUGCCAGUUUCCAAGGUACAAAUGUUCAUAGUAAUAAUAUAACAGUUGAGCAAAUAGGUCUGAAAUCGUUUCAGCACAAGAUUUUUUUUUCCCCAAAGGGGAGGAAGAAGUGGGAGGGAGAGAAAAUAAAUGUUUGUUAAUUGAAAAAAUUCUAAAACAA
This is a messenger RNA of Antechinus flavipes (yellow-footed antechinus), 7801 nucleotides long. It is a transcript of the gene AKIRIN1, whose product is annotated as akirin 1. The coding region runs from base 233 to 802 and encodes 189 amino acids. Gene Ontology annotation, cellular component: chromatin; nucleus. Gene Ontology annotation, molecular function: transcription coregulator activity. Gene Ontology annotation, biological process: negative regulation of skeletal muscle satellite cell proliferation; positive regulation of lamellipodium assembly; positive regulation of myoblast differentiation. The transcript has 5 exons. The record is from RefSeq and is a predicted model, not a curated record. Lineage: Eukaryota; Metazoa; Chordata; Mammalia; Dasyuromorphia; Dasyuridae.